AUGUACACAUCAGAAAUCGCAUACUUGGUGUCCAGAGAAGAGUACCAUGACGGAACCGAGACAGCCCGUUCAUUCAGAAGCUGGCAUACUUGCAUGGAAAACAAAACGUGCAAGAUCACAGCAUCCGUGGGCAUCACUAUCGCUUUAUUAUUGGCCAUUGGCUUGUUCUUUGCUUGCGUCAGAGGUUGUAGAUACAGCCUCAGCUUCGGAGAGGCUUUUUGCUGUUGUUGUGUCAAGAGAAGGAAAUACGAGGAGCUCCAGACACUUCAGUAUCCACCCCCACCUCCACCUCCUGAGAAGCCAAUUCAGGAUCCAUUGAUGUACCCAACAAAACCACCUAUGACACAUAUAUACGUGCCGCUGGCUCCACCAGCAUAUCACGCUUCUGAAGCCAUAGAAGGGUCAUCAAGGGGGUACCUCGCGUCAAGUGACGACAAGCACCCAUUUUAG
Molecule: messenger RNA, 450 nt
Organism: Candidozyma duobushaemuli
Lineage: Eukaryota; Fungi; Ascomycota; Pichiomycetes; Serinales; Metschnikowiaceae
Exons: 1
Coding region: 1-450 (149 amino acids)
Cellular component (GO): cellular bud neck; plasma membrane
Source: RefSeq, a predicted model, not a curated record